Messenger RNA from Trichobilharzia szidati, 1529 nucleotides. NCBI's taxonomy places the organism in Eukaryota, Metazoa, Platyhelminthes, Trematoda, Strigeidida, Schistosomatidae. The record is from the annotation of a GenBank genome assembly.
UCACUUUUUAAACUUUCGCAUGUGACCUUGGAAUAUGGUUCUGACUCCAAUUUUCCGUUUGGAGCAAACGGAUACAAAGCUUAAAGUUGUUAUACACGCUCCUUUGGCAAAGAUAUCAGAAAUGGAAGUAUGCGUUGAGGAUCAAACGUUUUAUUUCGAUUCUUCUCCAUAUUAUCUUAAAUUUGAUAUUCCUGGUUCUGUGGUGACGGAUGAGGAUACAUUUGAUUUUGAGUUCGUUGAUGGAGAUAUACACGUCACACUGGAAAAAUCAGAACCUGGAUAUUUCAAAGAUUUAGAUUUGAUUUCAAAACUAUUGAUAACAUCACCUGCACCUAAAGCUCAGAAGAGUUUAAUUGAAGAACUUAGUGACCCAGAGACACCACAAACAAACUGGUCAAUUGAUUGGCUUAGCACAUUAGAAAAUAAGUAUUCAAUACAGGAAGAGAUAAUUAUUUCGAAGCCAACUUAUGGUUUUAGUGGCUCCAAAUCUGGACUGUUCACAGUUGAGUCUGACUUAACACAUGCUGUGGAUUUAUCAGAUCCUGACGGUGUUGAUGCUGCUAAACGUUCAGAACUGAGGAAGUUAGAAGAGGAGAAAAAGUUUUCAACUGAUCAUUAUCUUGCAGAUUAUUUUGAGCCAGAUUCUUGGAUGCAUCUGUCUGACGUUGAUCUUCCUUGGGCAAUUAAUGAUUCUCCAGAUUUCUCCUCAGAUGAAAGACAUCGUUUAAUUACUCUUUCAUCUCGCCGACUUCCUCCUCCACCGGAGAGUGCUGACGAAGAGAAAUCUUUAUACCUGGGCUUACUUGAUUUAUUGUUUGCAUAUGUGUAUGAUUUUAAAAUUCGUGAAGGUGAUGAAAUGAGUGAAUCUGGAUGGAAUAUUGUCAAACUGGCAGCUACACUUUCCUGGUUCGAGGUUUAUCACUCUUUACCUGAGGUUCUUGUAUCAUUCUACAGGCGAGCACUUACGUAUCCUCUUGUACGAAGUUGGCGAUUUUGCACUAUUAUUAAACGAAAUGUUUCCCAUCUUCUGAAGCUUUCUAAUGCUAAAGAAUGGUGUUUAAAGUGUCUGUUAGAAAUUCGUGAAUUGUUAAUUGCCUAUCCUGGUUAUCAUGUAUUCGCAGAGUUAUACCUUAAUGAUUACAUUGUAUGGAUUCAGACUCGUGCUUGUCAAUCUAAGCUGAAUGAUCUUGGCAAGAGUUUAGAAACUUAUAAAAUGACUAAAGAUCUAAUUGGUUUACAAUUGAAAGAAAUUGAACAAGUUGGUCGUGAAUGCUUAGAAAUGGAAAAGCUUCAAAUGUCAUUGAAGGAAGCUUCUAUUUGUGAAAAUCAAGUGAAAAAGCCUGAUGACUCAGAAAUACUACAAACUUGAUUGACAAAUUUAUAUUUUUUAUUGUCUCUGGUUGUAUAAAGUGUGCAAAUUCCUUUUUGUGCUACUUUUGUUUGUACAUUACAUUCAUUACGACAUAUUAUUGUAGACGUGGAGACACAUUUGUAUAUAUUCAUUGUAUAUUAUAAAGGUUAAUGACUGG